Molecule: messenger RNA, 3975 nt
Organism: Iphiclides podalirius (scarce swallowtail)
Lineage: Eukaryota; Metazoa; Arthropoda; Insecta; Lepidoptera; Papilionidae
Source: the annotation of a GenBank genome assembly
AUGGCUACCGUAAUCACAGAACUUAACGCGUUUAACAAAAGGUGGAUCGAACAACCUGAUUUUGACAGGAGAUUGGAUGCCUAUAAGGAAAUAUAUAGAAUGGCCGACAACAACGAAAUAGGCGUGGAUCUUUCAAUACUAAUUGUGAAUAACUGUUUCUUCUUCAUUCGUACUGAGAAAGAUAUUGGUCUACGAGAUAGUGCUGGUUUGUGUUUAAAGAGAAUUCUUCCCAAAUUACUGCUCAAGUUCCGAUCAGCCACCGACGGUCAAUUUUUAAUAAGAGACACCGUUUUAUCCCUCAUAUCCACUGGAAUAAGGGACAGUAAAAACGAAAACUUGCGCAUCGAAUCGAUUUCAUUACUGGGGGAACUUGCGAGGGAGUGCCCAGAGGCGGACGUUGUCCUGUCUGAUCUAGCUCAUUUCGUGAACAAGGAGGAUCGUGAAGUGGACUUCUUUGACAACAUCUGUCACCUGCAACUGCACAGGAGGGUCAGGGCUCUCUUGAAAUUCAGCAAGGUAGCGCGGAAAAUGAUCAAGUGCCCCACACCGAGGACCUUGACCAACUUCAUACUGCCGAUGGCGUCAAUGUACAUUUGCGACGACAAAUACGCCGACAAAAACUCGCUGAUAGACGCGUCCAUCGAAGUUAUAUCCACAUGCUGCAGGCUGCUGCCCUGGUACCAUUACGAGGUCAUUCUGAAACUUUACUUGAACAAAUUGAGGCACUCCAGUGAACAUCAGAAGCAGCUGACGCAGAAAAAUAAGACAGAUGAAAACAACUUAGAUAAUGAUGAGAAAGAUAAAGAUGAAGAAGACGAGACCAACCCUGAGGAACAAGAUGAUGAAUUGUUGGAUGAUGUAGAAGACAACUUGCAAGUUGCCGAUAAGAAUGAGGAAAUUGAAGAACAGACGACCAAAGAAAUUGCUAAUGUACCGGCAUUCGAGCGAGUCACCAGCGUGUCACCGUCAGUUGUUAAUAGAAUUAUUAAAUCUUUGAGUUCAGGACUAUUGCCGCAAUUGAAUCGUGCUAUUGGAAAGAUGACAGAGCACGAGGAGUCCCACAAGCUGAACCGUCGGCGUACCGGCUUCUUGCGGCAAGAGGAGGAUCUGGUCCGCGUGCCGAUUGCCUUGGCGCUGGUCAAACUGCUGCAGCGGUUGCCCGGCGAUAUAUUGAGGCAUCAACUGCCCGGGAUAAUCAUAAAGCUGUGCUCCUUUUUGAAGUCGCCGUUAAAACAAGUUCGCAUAUUGGCGCGUGAUAUCGUCAAAAAGAUCAUGGUGACCGUCGGUGCGUCGUAUCUCGGAGUUUUACUGGAGCACCUCACCCUACUGCUCACGCGGGGCUUCCAAGUUCACGUGUUGGUCGCCACGAUACACUCAGUUCUCGACGCGUUGAAAGCAGACUUCAAGCCAGGCGACAUUGACGAUUACCUGCCGUACAUUCUGGAUGUAUGCUGCAACGACUUGUUCGGUGCCCUCUCAGAAGAGAAGGAAGUGGACAAACUGCACCAGAAGACGCCAGAAGCGAAACCGAGCAAGAAGAGUCUCGUGACCCUGACGAUCGUGUCUCAGAACAUCACGGAGAAGUGUCUGAUAAACCUCCUGCUGCCGUUCAAGGAGGUAUUGCGGAAGCACCACUCGAAGAAGAUAGUGAUGAAGGUGCAAGAGGCACUGAUGCACAUAUCGAGCGGCCUGGUGACCAACAGUUUCGUGGACUACGAAUCUCUUUUCAUAUUCCUCCACGGGAUUGCAUCCGAGAGCAUACCGGAGUUCGUACUGGGCGCAACGAAGAGGGAGAUAUCCGACAGUCAGAGGGAGAGGAUGCUUCGCGCGAAGCCGGACUGCUUCAUAAUACCGGCCGCGCCGAAACGCAACAAAGAAUCUCAGGCGAGACUGGUCAAAAACUCGAGCAAAACCAACGCGCACGCUCUAGUCGAGUUCAGUCUGAAUAUACUGUACGUGAUGCUCAAACGGGAGAGGGUUCCGAGGGUCGAGUGUCGGGCCUUCGUUGACCCCCUCAUACCAUUGUUAGUGGACUCCCUGAGGAGCGACAACGUGAAGGUGACUACGGUCGCCUUGAAGUGCGUAUCGACGCUCUGGACGAUAAGAGUGAGCACGCCCACCCUAGAGGAGAUGGUGCAGGACAUCGUGAAGACCAUAUUCUCCAUACUCCACAAAUACGCGACCGCGGAAAUCAGCAAACAGAACGACAACUACCAAUUGGUUCGGACUGCUUUCAAGGCAGUGACUGUGUUGAUACGCAACGUUAAGUACUACACGCUGGAAGCAGAGCAGUUGAAGGCGUUGCUGCUUUACGCAGAGGAGGACUGCCACAGCGCCGAGAGGCAGGCCAACUCCUUCGCCCUGCUGAAGGCCAUCCUGGAGGGGAGGCUCGUGUCGCCCGAACUCCACGAGGUCAUGCAGAAGGUGUCCACCAUCUGCGUGCUCAGCGAGUCGGCGAGAUCGAGGGACGAGGCGCGCGCGCUGUUCGUCAGCUACCUGACCCACUACACGCCCGGCAAGCGCAUGGAGAGGUACAUACAGUUCUUCGUGGCCCAACUCAACUACGAGCUGCAGCACGGCAGGGAGUCCUCGCUCAGGUUCCUCGGGAUGAUCAUCAACAAGAUGGCUGUGAGCCAGCUGUCGAAGCACGCCGAGUACAUGUUCCUGGCCCUCGGUGCCUGCAUGGUCUCCGAUGUAGCUCCUGCCUGCCGCGCCUCCGCAGCCGCCUGCAUCGAAGACCUGAUCAAGAGGCUACCGUCGAGCGACACCGCCAAGCUCUUCGACCUGGUCGUCUCCUUCUUCAAGGACAACCAGCCGGUGCACUUCGAGCUGGGCGCGCAGCUGGCGAUUAGAUUCGUCAACGUCGAGCUGGAGAAGUUCUCCGGCCGCCUCUCGGCGAUCCUCCCCCUGGUGUGUGGGAAGAUGCUGCUGCUGAGCAACGAGCCGGGCGCGGGCAGGUUCGUCAAGGCCGCCCUGGACCACGCCCCGGACGAGGACGGCCAGAGGGAGAGGGACCACGCGCUCAUACAGAUGCUGAGCCUGGUCGACGGGAUCGCGGUCCAUUGCGCGUCGACCAUCAACAUCCCGAAGCACUCGGCCGACUACGACGAGCUGGGCCAGCUGUGUAAAGCGCUGCUCGCGUACCCCCACGCGUGGGUGCGGCUGCGCGCGGCCGCGGUGCUGGGCCGCCUCGUCGCCGCGGCGCGGCCCGAGGAGUUGGCCGCGCCGGCGCGGGGAGGCAAGGCCGGAAGGGGCUUCGUGUACAGCGACAGCGAGCAGUUCCUCAAGAGCCUGGUGCUGGACCUCUGCGCGCAGUACACGCCGAGCGUCGGCAAGGAGAUGGCUGACGUUGUGACCGACGUGCUGUUCUCGAUUAUGAAGCUGGUGCGGCCGAUGGCGUCGUUCUGCGGCGGAGAAGGUGGCUCCGGGCUGGACCUGCGCUGGAUCCUGGCCAAGCUGCGAAGAGCCGUGGCGGUGGAGGUGGCCAGGGCGCCCAAGUCCACGAACAUCAGGUCGGCGGUGUUCACGAUGUGGCUGCACCUGGUGGGCUGGCUGGCGCCCGAGGAGGUGGCCAGUCUGGCGGCGCUGCUGGUGCGGCCCGUCGUGCGCGAGCUGUCCGCCGGGGGAGGGGGAGGGGGAGGCGGAGGGGGAGGCGGAGGGGGCGUCGCCAGGCAGCUCGCCUCGCGCCUGGCCAAGAAGCUGCGCAGGAGGCUGGGCGAUUUGGAGUACGCGCGCCUGGCCGCGGAGGCGCAGGUCGCCCUCGACGUGCGCAGGGCCCACAGGAAGAAGAUAAUCCUACAAGAAAAAGUGCACAAUCCGGAGAAGGCUGCCAAGAGGAAACUUCAGCUCAGGGAGAAGAAGAAGCAAGCGAAGAAGAUGAAACUGGAGACGAUGCACGGGAAAAGGCCGCGCGCCAAAAAGAGGAAGGCAGAAGACAUGGAUAUAGAGGGGAAGAUUCUGCAAGACUGGGACGAU